CUGCAGCUCUCCUUCGACGAGGACGAACAACGGUGCAACGAAGAAGUAAUCUGCUUUUGGAUCAAGAACUCGAGAACAGAGAGGAGAAUCGAUGGCCACGUUCGCGACGUCAACGGCGGCAGUGAUGGGAUCGGCUCGCCCUGGCCGGGUGGCCGGGCCUCGGCGGUGCGUGGUGGCGCGCGCGUCCGCCAUGAUGGCGGCACCGGCGCCGGUGGCGGCCGGGAGGACGCACUACGAGGUGCUCGGUGUGAGUGCCAGGGCGAGCAGGGGGGAGAUCAAGGAGGCGUACCGGCGUCUGGCCAGGGAGGUGCACCCGGACGCUGCUGGUGGCGGCGGCGACGAGGGGUUCAUCCGGCUUCACGCGGCCUACGCCACGCUGGCCGACCCUGACGAGCGCGCGCGCUACGACCGGGACGUGGCCUGCCGCACCGCCGGGAUGAUGAUGCGGCGGCCGGCCGCGGCCGGGCCGGCGUUCCGGCGGAGGACGUGGGAGACCGACCAGUGCUGGUAGGAGGGGCGGACACACGACGACACGUGGUUGCUCAGUUCUCCCGUUCCCGGCCGGCGGCCGUCUGGUUCGAUCAGGCACGGCGUCGAGGUUGUCGAUGGUCGCCAGGAAGGAAACCGCGUCGUCUGACGUGCGCCGUCCGAUCAGUGUUGGCCGGUCCAGAUCUAACGACGCGGAUGCGGGAGAGCUGUGAACUGCGACGCGACGAGAGGCAUUUUUUGAAGAUCUCUUGCGUUCGACCAGCAAAUGAUUAGCUACUGCCUGUAAAUUAAUGGCCUGGGAAAUGUUAUAGCUCUCUGUGGUUAUAGAAGGAAAUAUUUACCCCCUCCAUGUCAUAGUUUUUUGUUUGCCAAGUAAGGAUUAAAGGGUUACUAACUUCAGAGCUA
Molecule: messenger RNA, 894 nt
Organism: Triticum dicoccoides
Lineage: Eukaryota; Viridiplantae; Streptophyta; Magnoliopsida; Poales; Poaceae
Product: chaperone protein dnaJ 11, chloroplastic-like
Exons: 1
Coding region: 92-511 (139 amino acids)
Source: RefSeq, a predicted model, not a curated record